Molecule: messenger RNA, 2007 nt
Organism: Nelumbo nucifera (sacred lotus)
Lineage: Eukaryota; Viridiplantae; Streptophyta; Magnoliopsida; Proteales; Nelumbonaceae
Product: putative aspartyl protease At4g16563
Biological process (GO): proteolysis
Cellular component (GO): extracellular region
Molecular function (GO): aspartic-type endopeptidase activity
Source: RefSeq, a predicted model, not a curated record
CUCGAUUCCGCAUUUCUCUUUUUCUGCUUUUUAUUAACAGUCCACACAACAGUCUUCGCUCCGCUUUGCUUCUGUUGUUGUUAAUAAAAAACUUCAACCAGUAGGCAGAAGCUUCGUCAUCUUUUUGGUUUCAGUGUUCACCCACCUCUUUUAAAACCCAAUCAAAGCCCCCCCCCCCCCUCUCUCUGUCUGUAUCGCACUUCCUCUACGGCGAUACUCAAAGGCUCUGCCUGUCCUUGUUACCUCUGUUCCAGUUCUACUUCUAGUCUUCUUUCUAUCCCAGUUCUGCAUUCAUGGCUUCCUUCCUUCUUUUCGCCAUCAUCGUUAUGCACCUCUCUGUUUCGUCUUCGCAGAUUGUUCUGCCUCUCACACAUUCACUCUCAAAUACCGAUUUCAAUCACACCCACCACCUUCUCAAAACCUCUUCCGUCCGCUCCACCACCAGAUUCCAUCGCCACCACUUGGUUCGUCGUCAUGUCUCUCUUCCACUCUCUCCCGGUAGCGACUAUACUCUGUCCUUCUCCCUCGGUUCCAACCCAACUCAAACCAUCUCUCUUUACAUGGACACUGGGAGCGACCUUGUCUGGUUUCCCUGUGCCCCAUUCGAAUGCAUACUCUGCGAAGACAAAUACGACACCACCAUCACCGCCGACACCACCCCGCCCAAUGUUUCCUCUGCCACCCGCGUCUCCUGCAACUCCCCUGCCUGCUCCGCCGUCCACUCUUCUCUCCCGUCUUCCGACAUCUGCGCCAUAGCUCGCUGCCCAUUAGAAAUCAUCGAAACUUCCGAUUGCUCCUCCUUCUCUUGCCCUCCUUUUUACUACGCUUACGGCGACGGGAGUCUGAUAGCCCGUCUGUACCGCGACAGUUUCUCAAUACCCUCGUCGUCUCCCUCGCUUCAUCUACCAAACCUUACGUUCGGGUGUGCUCAUAUCGCACUCGCCGAGCCUAUCGGAGUUGCGGGCUUCGGCCAAGGCCUCCUCUCUCUGCCUGCUCAACUCGCUCACCUCUCCCCGCAGCUCGGUAACCAAUUUUCGUAUUGCUUAAUAUCUCAUACAUUCGACGUUCAUCGCAUUCGUCGACCCAGCCCACUCAUUCUCGGCCGUUACCAGAAAGAGAAACAAUCCGGCGACGACGAAUUUCAGUACACGCCGAUGCUCGAUAAUCCGAAGCACCCCUAUUUUUACUGCGUCGGGCUCGAAGCGGUCUCCGUUGGCAGUACUCGGAUUCCAGCACCGCGGAAUUUAAAGCGAGUAAACGGGGAAGGAAAUGGCGGAAUGGUGGUGGACUCUGGCACUACAUUUACUAUGCUCCCGUCGGGGUUGUAUAAAACAGUGGUGACCGAGUUUGACCGCCGAGUCGGACAAGUUUACGAGCGAGCGACCGAGACGGAGGACCAGACGGGACUCGGUCCGUGUUACUACUACGAUGACUCGGUGGACAAGUACCCGAGGUUGCCCAAACUAGUGCUGCAUUUCGUGGGCAAUACAAGUAUGGUUCUGCCCAGGAGGAAUUACUUCUUUGGGUUCACGAGCGGUGGCGAUGGAGGGCAGAAGAAGAAGGCGGGGUGUUUGAUGCUGAUGAACGGUGGAGAUGACGCGGAGUCGGGGGGGCCCGCAGCUACGCUUGGUAACUACCAGCAGCAGGGAUUUGAAGUUGUGUAUGAGUUGGACAAGCGAAGGGUUGGAUUCGCUAGGAAACGGUGCGCGUCCCUCUGGGAUAGCUUGAACCGCGGCUAACGUUCGCUGGUGGAGUCUCUGCUGGUGGAGGAGUUUUGACCGCACGUGGAGUCUCUGCUGGUGGACGAGUUCAGAGAUUGGCUUUGCUGUAAAAUUGUGAAUAAAAAAAGUAUGAGUUAAUUAAGUGCUUUGUAAAGAAUGAUUGAGAUUAAGAGUGUAUAGAAAAUAUCAGUUUAAUCUCACCCGUCGAUUGUUGGACGUUAGAAUUGUAUUUUUCGGCAUAAAGGGUGCAAUCUCAGCAAGCCACGUGUUAGUAAUGGUCCACACG